GUAGUUCUGCGUGAUUGUUGCUUGAACUUGAAACCGGUUUUUCGAUUUUUCGUCGAUGUUGACUGUCAGUGCUAUCAGAAUAUCAUCGUCUUUCGUCUUCAAAGUUCAGAAACGAAAAAUGCCGAUGGUCAGAGUUGCGACGAAUCUACCAAAUGAGAAGGUUCCUGUUGAUUUUGAGAUUCGUCUCACCGAUCUUCUUGCUCGAUCAAUGGGAAAACCAAGAGAGAGAAUUGCUGUCGAGAUAGCCGCCGGUGCUCGUCUAGUUCAUGGGGCCACUCAUGAUCCUGUGACCGUAAUUUCGAUCAAAUCAAUCGGAGCAGUGUCUGCUGAAGACAAUAUUCGCAAUACGGCAGCCAUCACUGAGUUUUGUGGAAAGGAAUUGGGUCUUCCAAAAGAUAAGGUUGUUAUCACAUUCCACGACUUACCACCAGCUACGGUAGGGUUCAACGGUACAACUGUCGCCGAAGCAAAUAAGAAAUAAUUUUUGAUGUCAGUUGUUCAUAAUGUGACUAGAUUAAUUUUGAUUUCAUGCACUUUUGUAAUUGCUCUUCGUAAAUUUUAAUAAAGAUAUAUAUAUUUCA
Caenorhabditis elegans is the source of this 581-nucleotide messenger RNA. It is a transcript of the gene mif-2, whose product is annotated as MIF-like protein mif-2. NCBI's taxonomy places the organism in Eukaryota, Metazoa, Nematoda, Chromadorea, Rhabditida, Rhabditidae. Bases 119 to 481 code for a protein of 120 amino acids. The record is from RefSeq and is marked reviewed. The transcript has 6 exons. Gene Ontology annotation, biological process: signal transduction.